AUGUCCUGGCUUUUGGGCGAUCUGAAGAAACGCGUCAACGACGCCAAAAACACCAUUGAACAGAGUUUUCAGUCCGCUGCCAAUAAUGUUUGUUCAUAGAAUUUUGAGCUUUAAUUCAUAAAAUUCCAAUUUUAGAUGGGCGAUGAAGAAGAGAAAAAAGUUGUUGAGGAAAAAUCUGUAGAAGAAAAAGAAGAAAACAUUGAGCCCUCGGAAAAUGAGAAAAAUUCGGGAGACGCCAACGUCAAGAGCAAGGUCUCCAGCCUGUUCGGAGGUUUUUUAAAAUAUUUUUCAAACUUUUAAUUAUUUCCAGGAAUGAGCAUGAGUACAAACGCCUCGAAGCUGUUCGAAUACGCAAAGGAUGCGACAAAAAAACUGGAAGAGGUCAAGAAUGCCGUCAUCGAGAAUGUGAGUGGGGAUAUUAGCGGUAUUUUUUUCGUAACGGGUUGAAAAACUUUUUUCGAAAUUUUUCCGUGUUAAUGCUUAGCGCUGUUCAAAAAGUCCAUGAAAAGAAAUUCAUAGCACAAAAUAACCUACUAGGGACAUUUCAUUUCAAAAAGAGCCUUAAAAGGAAAUUUAAAACUUUGAACAACUUUUUGGCGCCUUUUUGGAAAAAAGGAUAGAAAUCAUUCUGAAAGAUGAUUGAAAGUAGUUUUUCAUGAAAAAAAGUGAAUAAGAGGAAAAAAAGAAUCCACUUAUUUUUUUCUAGGAGUACACAAUUACUUUCUCUAAAACUUUUAAGAAAGUAUUUUUGCCCUUUGAUCGUGUAAGCCGUGACCAAAGAGAAUCCUCGAAAUUAAAAAUAGUAGAGAAAGAAAAAGACAACUCAAUAUGUGAGUGCGGUAUUUCCUGUUUCGUAACCGAUUGAAAGAUAUUUUUUUUCCUGGAAGUCGCUCCCCAAUAGGUCUACGAAGACAAUUUCAAGAAUAGUUCAAAGACCUUGAAAGCGAGUUCAUAAUUUUGAAUAUACUUCUAGCGUCACCUCAGGAUUUUUUUAAAAAUAAAUGUCCUAAAAAAAGUAAAUUUGUUUCAAAUUUGUGAUUCAAAAACAGAAAAAAAUAGUUUUUGAAAAAAAGUGAAAAAUGAUGAAGUAAAUUCACACUUUCCUAGGAGCAUUUGAUACAGCAAGAAAAAAAUAUUCCUUCUUCAUAAUUUCUUUAAAAAAAUAUUAUUUGCUCUUUGAAGGUGUAUAAAAUGAACAUGUACUUCCAUUCUGCUGGGUUUCUUUUUUUAUUUGAUUUAUUAUUUUUUUGGCUUGAGAAAAAUCUUUCUUAAAGUUUUAUCAACAUCGAAAAAAAGGCUCGAAAGUUACCUAUAUGCACUUUUUUUGACGGUUUUUUUCUUGGAUUUUCGAAAUUUUUUUAAAAAAAGUAAUUUCAAAGAAAAAUCGUAUUUUUUUCAGACAAUGCUCGGCGAGCUGAACAAAGAGCAAAACGACUUUGAAAAUCAACUGAACGACGGGAAAAAUAAACAGCAAGGUUUCGAAAUAAUGUAUAUAAUUAGGAACGCCACAGUGGUCCCUAAAGGGGCUCUUGAAGGUUUUCCUGCUCUAGGGGGCACUAAAGCCUGCAAAAGUGGCCACUCUAGGGACACAUUUUGCAACUCUAUGAGUAGAAGCUUUUCCAUGCAAAAAACUCAUUAAAUUAGCACUUUUUGUAAAAAUAAAAUGAAAGGUCACUAUAGGGACCACUUAAGCUUAGGGGUCUAAGGGUUAGAUCCUAAAUCCCUAUAGGGACCACCUAAUUAGGAAACCCAGAGUGGUCCCUUUAGGGGUUAGGGGAACAAACAGCCCUCCAAAAGGACCGAAAAAGUGGUCUCUAUAUGGGUUUAGGGUCCCUCUUAUAGGGAUCACUUUUGGAAGCUUUAGUAGCCCCUAGAGGGGUUGUUUAAGUGAACCCCAUUAGGCCCCUAAGAUUGUCCCUAUAGGGACCACUCUAGAGUUCCUAAGGAGGGAGCUCUAUUGCGUCCCCUACAGGGGCUGUUUCAUUACGGACCCCUCUAGGGACCACUCUGGCGCUGAAGACGUUUCUGUACUCUUUCGAAAACGGGAAACUGUUUUUGAACUCAGCUGAUUCACGGCUAGUUUGGGACGCUAAGGGGGGCGUGGCCUGUCUGCGCUUUACACGAGCCAUCCACUAUUUCGUGCAUUUUCGUGUCAGGACCCUUGUUUCGAUGGCUCAAGCUAGCCCUGAAUCAGCUAUUACUUUUCUUUAACGUUAUAAAAUAAUAAUAUUUCACUUUUUCACAGUCGAACUCCCUUGGCAAGGGCUGCCUGACGAGAAUCUCGCCCGGAAACAGAUCAUGUCCCUUUCUUCUGUAAGUUUCAAUUCUCUUUUCGAAAAACAUGUAUUUUUCUCAGGACACCCGGAACUUUUUGCGCGACUCCCCCGGCAAUCUAGAAUUCUCGUUUGAUCAGCAACAGGCCAUGGCCGCGAUUCUGAUCAAAGAAGAUCCGAAUUUGGCCAAAGUCCGAUUCCAACUCGUCCCCAAACAGUUCGUUUCUCAUUUUCUUCGAGUUAAAGGCAACUUUUUGCCUUCAAAGUAUCCCUUUUUCUCUUAGAGUGGUCCCUAUAGGGGAAAGGGGGAAAAAUAGCCCCUAUAGCGGUUUAGGGUUUGAUCACUCAGCUCCAAAAGCCUAAGUGGUCCCUGAAGGGUUCAAACAAAGGAUUUUUUUUUCAGUUUUUCGCAUGGAAAGGAUUAAAAAAAAACUUUUCUUGUGAAAAAAGAAGCAAAAAAUUUUCUGAAUUACGCCGGCUUGAAUGUAAUUUUUUCGCUUCAGAGUGAAGGAAGACAACUUUUGGCGCAAUUAUUUCUACCGAGUGGGACUGAUCCGACAGUCGGCCCUGGCCCGUGCUUCCUCGCCGCCGCCACUUGCCGCCGAGCCAUCAACGAACCCUGAGAAGGUUGUCUAGAAGUUUAUUUUAACACGGAGGGUAAAGGAAAACAUUUUGAAGCCUUCAAACUUGUGUUUUUAGCGACUUGAAAUGAAAAAAGAACAGUAAAUGAUCUCAUUUUGAUUUAAAAAAGUCCAAAAAUCAUUCCUUAUCUUCCAUUCUUCAAAAAAAAGUCUCCAUCUGUUCUUGUAUUUAAAAAAAAACCUGUUAGGUUGUUAGAAAACUCAAUAUUCAUCCGUUUUCCCAGGAAACCGAGCUGACCCCUCAAAGCGUUGAAAAAGCCGAAGAAAAGGUCGAGGAGACGGCUUCAUCGGCCACGGGAAGCGCUUCAGAAGACAGUUCAGAAGAAUCUACGGGCAAGAAAAGCGACGAGGAGGAUGAGAUUUUCAUCUCCGAGCCUUACGGCGACGUUAAAACCUCCACCCUUCUGGGUGAGUUUUUGAGAUUCUUGGGCUUCUACUUCAGCUUUUUAGAGUUUUUUUUUCUAGGUUCUAGCACUGAAUUUUUCAGCUUUGUUGACAUUUUUCCUAGCUUUUGACCCUGAAAAUUUCAAUUUUCCUUCCCACUUUUUGUUCGUGAGGUUUCAGGUUAGUUAGAGAUUUUUUAGGCGUUUUUCUCUGAAGAUUUAGAGGUUUUCUGGCCUUUCACUUUGAAGAUUUCACCUUUUAGAUAUUUUUUUCAGCUUCUUAGAGAUUUGAGAUUUACAGUCUUUUCUAGCUUCUUCCUCACAAAAUUUAAGCUCUUUUUAGCCUUUUUUUUUAGCGUUUUUCUCUGAAGAUUUCCGAUUUUUUUGAACUUUUUUUAGCUUUCAGCUCUGAAAAGUUCAUUUUACCACUAGUUUUUUUUAAAAUUAAAAGCACGAGAAAUUUAAAAAAUCAUACUUAACAAUAUUUUAAGCAGAGAUUUUGAAAACCAUUAGAAAAUAGUUCAUAAACUUCCAACAUGUCCCAAAAAUGGUACUCUGUCGUUUUUCCAAUAUUUUUUGCAUCUUCAGAAAAACUUUUUUUUCAAUUUUCCCAAAGAAAAGCCUAAAAAAGGUGCUUGAUCCAAUAACCGAUUUCCGUUUCAGAUGACGAGUGGGAGAAGGAAAUCCUGGCCGAUUUGAACGAAUAUGAGGUCGUCGCUGAGAAGAGCUCCAAAGACGAAGAAGCUUGGGAAGCCGAAAUCCAAAAAAUCCUCUCUUCCGAAUAA
Molecule: messenger RNA, 4082 nt
Organism: Caenorhabditis auriculariae
Lineage: Eukaryota; Metazoa; Nematoda; Chromadorea; Rhabditida; Rhabditidae
Source: the annotation of a GenBank genome assembly